Molecule: messenger RNA, 846 nt
Organism: Sporothrix brasiliensis 5110
Lineage: Eukaryota; Fungi; Ascomycota; Sordariomycetes; Ophiostomatales; Ophiostomataceae
Product: hmg box protein
Exons: 3
Coding region: 1-846 (281 amino acids)
Source: RefSeq, a predicted model, not a curated record
AUGGCUCGCCCGUCCAAGAAGCAGCUCGCUGAGGCCGCGAAGGCCGACGCGCCAAAGGUCAUUGAUGUCGAGAACUUCAUUCGCGUCCGCGAUUCGGUAUACGCUCGUCUGUCCACUAUCCAGGAACUCCUGAAGAACUUCUCUGGCGAGUACCUCCGCCAGACAAACCUCCUGCUGGGUGAGGGAGCCGGCGUGGACGGCGUCGGCGAGCUCAUUGGCUUUGAUACGGGCCUGCUGCCCCCUGUCGGCACUGUCUUGCCGCCUGUUGCGGUUGCCGUCGCCCCGGCUGCCGACGAGAAGAAGGAGCGCAAGAAGCGCACCCACGACCCCAAUGCUCCCAAGCGUCCCCUGACGCCGUACUUCCUGUACAUGCAGACUGCCCGUCCUAUCAUUGCCAAUGAUCUGGGCCCCGAGGCGCCCAAGGGUGCUGUUCAAGAGGAGGGCCAGCGCCGCUGGAGCACCAUGAACGCCCAUGACAAGGGUGGCUGGGACCGCGCUUACCAAUACAACCUGCGCCUGUACAACGCUCGCGUGCACUCGUACAAGUCGGGCAACGCCAACGCUCGUCUGAUGUCGGACGAGGAGGCGCUCCGUUACGCCGACGAGUUCCACAUCCCCAUGCCCACGAGCAAGGAGGCGGACACUGGCAACGACCAGGACGCCAUUGCCGAGCAGCUGCAGCAGGGCGCCGCCGACGACUCGGCCAAGACCCCCAAGUCUGCCAAGAAGGACAACCGGAAGCGUAAGACCGCUACGCCGGGCGCUGAGGCCGAGCCGGUCAAGGGAGCCGCCCCUGCCAGCCCCGACAAGAAGCGCAAGCGGACAUCAAAGGUAACUAGAGCAUGA